GAAGCGGGUCCGUCCGCAAUCGGUUCCCCCGCGUCGCGGGCUCGGGCUCCGGCGCCAGCACCGCCACCGGGCGCGGGCGGCUCGGCCGGAUGAGCAAGGCGUGGCGGCGGGGCAGGGCGGAGGGCGGCGAGCACGGCGAGGAGGACGAUGCCGGCGGGCACGGCUCGCACAAGAAGAAGCACAAGAAGCACAAGAAGAAGCACAAGAAGAAGCACCACCACGAGCCCGCGGGGCCGCCCGCGCUCGAGGCGCCGGAGCCUGGAGCCGCCCUGCGGAAGCCGCAGCUCAAGCUCAAGAUCAAGCUCGGGGGGCAGAUCCUGGGCACCAAGAGCGUGCCGACCUUCACGGUGGUCCCCGAGGCGCCGCGCUCCCCCUCCCCGCUGAUGGUGGUGGAUGAGGAGGACGAGCCCACGGAGGGGGUGCCCAUCGAGCAGUACCGGGCCUGGCUGGAUGAGGACAGCAACCUGGACCCCUCACCCCUGCCAGACCUGGACUCAGAGAGUUGCUUCCCUGCCCGUGAAGAGGAGGAGGAGGAAGAAGAGCGCUGGCUCGAUGCCCUGGAGAAGGGUGAGCUGGACGACAACGGGGAGCUCAAGAAGGAGGUGGAUGAGUCCCUGCUGACGGCGAGACAGAAAGCCCUCCUGCACAAGCAGCAGAGCCAGCCGCUGCUGGAGCUGCCCAUGGGCUACAAGACGAAGGAGAUGACGGAGGAGAUGCUGGUGAAGCGCGAGGAGCGGGCCCGCAAGCGGCGCCUGCAGGCGGCCAAGAAGGCGGAGGAGAACAAGAACCAGACCAUCGAGCGCCUCACCAAGACCAACAAGGCCAAGGUGAAGACGCUGCGGGAGCGCAGGGCCAAGCAGGCGCCCUGCCCCGUCGUGCACUACUGCAACGCCGCCGACCGCAUCACCGUCUCCUUCCCGGCCGGCAUGGCCCUGCCGCUGCUGCCCGCGCCCGCCCCCGCCGCGCCGCCGCCCGCCCUCUGCGGGGUGAGCGGCUGCUCCAACCACAAGCGCUACUCCUGCUCCCGCACCGGGCUGCCGCUCUGCAGCCUGGCCUGCUACAAGAAGAACCUGCGGCUGCAGGAGGCCGCGGCCUAGCGCCGGCACCCACGGGACGGGGCCGGACGGGACCGGAGGCACGGGACAGGACUGGCGGCGGUGCCGGGGCUGGGACCGGGGGAAGCCCGGGGGGGUCCCUGGUGCUUCCCGGUGGUCCCCGUGCCCGGGGCCGGGGGGCGCCGGGGG
Messenger RNA from Cygnus atratus (black swan), 1244 nucleotides. It is a transcript of the gene INO80B, whose product is annotated as INO80 complex subunit B. The transcript is spliced from 5 exons. NCBI's taxonomy places the organism in Eukaryota, Metazoa, Chordata, Aves, Anseriformes, Anatidae. Gene Ontology annotation, cellular component: Ino80 complex. Gene Ontology annotation, biological process: chromatin remodeling. The record is from RefSeq and is a predicted model, not a curated record. The coding region runs from base 90 to 1097 and encodes 335 amino acids.